This is a messenger RNA of Labeo rohita (rohu), 8169 nucleotides long. RefSeq names its product INO80 complex subunit D (gene ino80da). Gene Ontology annotation, cellular component: nucleus. The transcript has 10 exons. The coding region runs from base 313 to 3234 and encodes 973 amino acids. Lineage: Eukaryota; Metazoa; Chordata; Actinopteri; Cypriniformes; Cyprinidae. The record is from RefSeq and is a predicted model, not a curated record.
CAUCAUGGUAGUGGAGCAGUUGUCAUGUCCCCGCAGCGCCGGUAGUGGUGCUGUGAGUCUGCCGAGCACUGAACUCUAAACCCCCGCAGAUCUGUUCAAUGAGAGCAGAAGAUAACAUAAUAUUGAAAGUACAUUAGUCAUCGCUUUAACGGUUCACCACCUCAACAGGGAAUAAUAUUCCGUAGCAUAAGGAAUUCCGAUGACUAUUCGGUGGAGUUGAUGAUCUGUGGCGUUUAUACAGUCUGUCCGGAGUGAGACCCCGUAGAGGCUGAACCCACUGCAGCUGAUGUUCUCAGGGACCAGAGUCACGUGAUGUACGAAGGUAAACACAUCCAUUUCUCAGAGGUGGAUAAUAAGCCGCUGUGCUCCUACAGCCCCAAACUCUGCAAGCAGCGCAGGUUGAAUGGAUACGCCUUCUGCAUUCGUCAUGUUCUGGAGGACAAAACCGCGCCUUUUAAACAGUGCGAAUAUGUGGCCAAGUACAACAGUCAGCGAUGCACCAACCCAAUCCCAAAAGCAGAAGAGCGAAGAUACUGUAACAGCCACCUACAGGUGCUUGGCUUCAUCCCGAAGAAAGAGCGUAAGAAGAAGCAGGAUGCUCUGGAGGAAGUUCGUUCCCGCGCUCAUGUGGAGUCUGUCGCUUUGAACAUCACCGUUCCCUCUCUGGCUCUGAGAGACACUAACGGACUGGACGGCCUCCCUCCGUCUCCACCCUGCUCCCGUCUGACCCCAAUGCCUCUCUCAGACUCCGAUCUCCUCGACCCUUUUGCCUUCUACGAGGACGACACGGACGGAGAGGAAAGCGUGACGCUGAAGACGUCCAGCAAGAGGAAGCCACCCAGCAGGCCAGUGAUUGGCCUGAGGGUGACCGCCCGGGACCCAGAGCACCGUCAGGCGGACAUCAUCGAGCACUUUAGCGCCGUCACUGAACCCUGCACACUUCCAACCUCCCCACACCUACCACAACCACCUCCACCACCGGCUCCACCUCCGCCUCAGCCCUCGGCGAGGCUUGUCCAGCCCCCUCAACAUACAGAUCGGCCCACUUACGCCCAACAUGGGGCAGUGCAGACUCUGCUAUGCAAGCCAACUCCACCUCCGACUGGACCUUCUGUUUUAUCUGGUCUGCUUCCUUCAGCUGGGGUGCAGAACCAGCCUCUUAGCCGGAGACCUGUCCCUGCUGCAUCCCCUCGCCCACCUGCUGCCCAGGACUGCCCACAGCCCCGUGCCGUGGCCAUACGCCCCACUGCCUUUACAGCACCCCCUGUCUGCUUGCUCAGACUACAGCACCUUGUGCAGCUCUAUGCUCAAAGACAGAGAGAACACGGAGACCUGUUCCCACAUCUUGGCUUAGACUGGUCUGAGGACAGUACAGAUGAUGAAGAUACAGAGGAGCUUGUUCCUUUAUUGCCUCAGGCCUGGAGACUUCAGGAAAGAAGCUCCCAUCAAAGCUCCUCCAAUGAAAAGCCGCUUUCCCGGCGGGCACGUCUGGCACAGCUAUGUACAUACCUGCAGGAGAGGUAUAAACACCUGUGCCGACAGGACAGGGCAGCCACCCGUCACAGCAGAUACCGAUACGCCUUCAGGAAAGCUCUGCUCCAUGCUGCAAGCAAAGACCCCGACUGCACUGCACAGCUCAUUCAGAAACUCAGCAAGAGCUCACAGACUUCAAACUGUUCAAGGUCUGCAGUACCACACAAGUAUGAAAGGACAACGUGCACAGGAACCACGAAAGGUCAAAGCUGCAGCAACGUAGCUUUACCAUUUUCACGCCACUGUUUUCAACAUAUCCUGUUGAAUCGCUCUCAGCAGCUGUUCUCCAGUUGCACGGCACGGUUCGCUGAUGGACAACAGUGCUCCGUUCCUGUUUUUGACAUCACUCACCAGACACCUCUUUGUGACGAACAUGCCAAGAAAAUGGAUAAUUUCCUGCGAGGUGAUGGCAACAGACGCAGUCAGCAGCAGCAGCAACAGCAGCGACGUCCACGUAAGAAAACCAAGCCGCCUGCGCUGACGAAGAAACACAAAAAGAAGAGAAGACGAGGUCCACGGAGACCGCAGAAGCCCAUUCCUCCUGCUGUGCCACAGGGCAAUUUGCUAAUGCCCUCCCUCUCACUGCCCACUCACCACCAUGUCAGCAGGAGUCCGUCGACCCCUGAACUCAGCGCAGAUGAGCUUCCUGACGACAUCACAAAUGAAAUGCCUGACAUUCCCAAUGAUCUUGAGCUGAAUCAGGAAGAUUUCUCGGACGUGCUGCCCAGACUUCCCGAUGAUCUUCAGGAUUUCGACCUUUUUGAGGGCAAGAAUGGAGAGUUGUUGCCCACCACAGAGGAGGCAGAAGAGCUGGUCAGAGCAUUGCAGGCCAUGGGGUCGUAUCCUGACUCUCUGGUGUGUUUGUCCUCAAUGGGUGAACUGGCUCCAGCAGACGGGGUAGACCACCGAACCAUGGCCGUGUUCUCGGGAUCAGGGGUCACAGCGACUGGCAUCGGAGACCUUCUGAAUGGCCGGAUGACUUCGGAGACUUUUCCCAAUCUGGAACUGGAGGGAAACCUCCUCCAUGCCCCAACAGGCCAUCAUUUCUCAACAUCCCCUUCUCCCCAGCCAACCCAGAGCAGCACCACUGUACCCUCUACAAGUCCCAGUGGUGGGUUAACAGAACGAACGUUUUCCAGAGCUCCCAAACCGGACUCGUCCCCACCAGGUAGUCAUUACAGCAGCGAGCAUGUGCCAUCGCCCUACAGGGAUCACAUCUCACCCCCACAUGGUGCCUCUUAUCAAACCGACCCGCCUCUCUUGCUGGAGGUGCCUUUGAGUGGAGCGCCAGGGCCUCCGCGCACCUCCUGGAAUAACCUUCCUCUCUCGCUCACAGACCCGGCACAGUUCGGUAACCUCCUCACUGCUGAAACUCACCUGCUCUCAACCGCUCUGUCCACCCCGCCCUCCACGUCCCACUCCACUAUCCUGCAGCCCACCGCUGCUCUGUCAGCUCUACCCCAACCGCGCCUGACCGGCCUCACCUCACCUUCAUCCUCGCCCUCUUCACGGGACCUUCUCACCCCCACCCAACCUAAACUACAGCUCCCACAGUUUAGUGCAGCCUUCGGCCACCAACUGGCUUCCCACAGUGGGAUCCCCAAAGACCUGCAGCCCAGCCAUAGCUCGACAGCGCCACCUACAAGCUUGACCAUCACUAGUGCCACUGCUGCCACUCCCCCGUUCCCUCAGAGCAACUGAGUCUGGUUAGAGAGACCACCACAUCUCACAAUUUAAAGGGAUAGUUCACACAAAAAUGGAAACUGUCAUCAUUUACUCACGUUAGUGACUUUGUAGAACUAGAAAGGAGAAGUUUUGAACUAUGUUCACUUUCUGCUCUUUAUGAUGUGAUGACCAGGAUGGUUUGGCAAUGUCUUUUGACAUCUGCAAGAUUUUAAGUGAGUAAAGGCCUGUUUACACUGGGAUUGAGUGUAUAGUAAACAUUUUAAUUUGAACGAAUGGCUGUUAAUGCAUCUAUUCAGACAGAAACAAACAUCUGCACACUGUCAGUGCUAAUUUGGUGCACUUUUGCACAUUUGAUCACAAAAGCCAUUGCUGUUGCAUAAAGGUAUGAAAAGUAUAAGUAUUUUGAUAAGUGACAGUGAAUAGCAGAGGAAGAAUCCAGAACUGGCUCUCUAUGAAAAUACUGUUUGACUUUCUUUCUUCUCUUUGACAUGGGUGUCAGAAACACAAAGUUGCACAGUGCUGCCCUUGUUUCUGUUUUUCACUAAGCGCCACCUACUGUCAUAGAGUGAAUUUGCAUUUUCAUUCAGCCCAUCUGCUUUUCUCCCCCCAUUGAUCUUAACAGAAAAUCUGUGUAAACAGGCCUUUAAUGACUUUUCAGUCUGUUCCUAAUACAAAGCUGUCGUUUGUCUUCUUAUGACUUGGAAUAUAGUGCGCAAAUCAUACAGACCUCUUUUAUGGUGCUUUCAGUCUUCAUUCACUUUAAAUGCAUAGAGAAGAGCAGUGUGAACAUUCUUGAAAACAUCUUCUUUUAUGUUUCUCUGAAGAAGGUUUCUCUUUUGAAUGAACUAACUUUUUAAGCUCUAUCGCCUGCAGCCCUGUGUCUGGCACCAUAGAUUAGCAGCAGAUUUGAGUCUUUCUGUACACGUAUCUCUGCUUGGUCUGACAACAUUGUUCACAAUUUAUGUUUGUUGUUGUAGUGAUCCAAGAGAUAUGUUCUGCCUGCAUUUACCCCUUUUCCACUAAAUGGUGCUAGUGCAGAAGCCGGUGCUCAGUUGGGUGAUCUGUAGAGCUGUCUCAGAGCAAACACAUUUUUUUUGUCUAACUGACAAUAUUACUACAUAACCUGCUCAUGUGAAUUACAGUCUUAGUUUAUUCAGAUUUUUGAGAACUUAUUUUCAUUUAUUCAUCAUAAGAACAAUCAUGAUUCACACAUGUGAUAUUUGUAAAUAAAUCACUUUUUCAGAUGGACACGGACAAUAAUGUUGUUGGAGAAGCUGUGCAGCAAAUAUAUUUUUAUUACAUUAUGAUCAAGUCUUUAAACAUCAAGUUGCUUUAUUGUUACUAGUUCUUCAAGACCCGUGGGUUUAGGAGCUAAGGCUUAAAAUCACCUUUUUUAAAAGUGGACACGUUCAAAAUGGUGCCAGGCACCAGCACCGUGUAAGUGGAAAAGGGGUGAUCGUCUGUUGUACUAAGGCUAGUGAAUCAUAUUCUGUCAUAUUACUUAUUACAUUAGUAUAAGUGUUCUUCAAAUGAGGGUAGCAGGUUGUUGGUCGGCUUGUGUCCUGUAGAGUCCUUGUGAUAGGAACAUGCUAGUGUGUGUUGGCGGGAGAAAGAGCAGGGCAAUACUCUAGUUUAUACUUGGUGUUAGCAUCAGUCUUGGGUAAUCUGAUCACAAGUGGUCAGUUGAGAAAUUAUCAUUUACACAUAGUGUUGACAGGCAUUUCCUGUGACCAGUUUUUUUUUUUUUUUCCCUGAGUGGAGGUAAUGUGAUUUCAGUACUGUGUCAACAGUGUGUCACUGCAUGUUGAUGUCCUUAAAUCUAAACUUGAAUGCUGAUACAACAUAUAACAAAAUUUAUGUAAGGUUGUGCUUUAUUUUUUGAGCAACCUGUCACUCUGCCUGCAAUUGCAUCCACAACAAUCCAGUCACUACUUGACUGAUAAAAUUAAGUUCUGCCCUACAUUAUUUCUCAAUCGUAACGCUGUCACUCUGAUAUACAUUAUCAGUCAAAAGUUUUUUGAGCAUUAAAAGAUUUUUAAUGUUUUUUUUUAAGUCUCUUCUGCUCACCAAGCCUGCAUUUAUUUGAUCCAAAGUAGAGCAAAUAGAGUACAAUUUUGAAAUAUUUUUACUAUUUAAAAUAAUUGUUUUCUAUUUGAAUAUAUUUUAAAAUGUAAUUCAUUCCUGUGAUCAAAUCUAAAGUUUCAGCAUCAUUACUCCAGCCUUCAGUGUCGUAUGAACUUUCAGAAAUCACUCUGAUUUGCUGUUCAGAAAACUAUUAUUAUUAUUAUUGUUAUUAUUAUUACUUAAUGGUAAUAAUUAAAUAAUAUUAUAAAUUUUAAUAAUAAUAUUAAAUUUAACAAAAUGUAAAAUGUAAAAAUAAUAUAACAUAGUAAGAAUUAAAUAUUUAAAUCAGAGGACAUUUUCUUCAGGAUUCUUUGAGAAGUAGAAAGAUCCAAAGAUCAGCAAUUACCUGAAAUAAAAAGCUUUUGUAACACUAUACCCUUUACCAUUCAAAAGAUUGAAUGAGUCAGUAUUAUUAUUAUUAUUAUUAUUAUUAUUAUUAUUAUUAUUUUGAAAGAAAUUAGAAAAAUUAAUACUGUAAUUUAGCAAGGAUGCUUUAAAUUGAUCAAAAGUGAUGAUAAAGACAUUUCUAAUGUUACAAAAGGUUUCUAUUUCAGAUAAAUGCUGUUAUUCUGAACUUUCUAUUCAUCAAAUAAACCUAAAAAACCCUACUCAGCUGUUUUCAAUAUAAUAAUAAUAAUAAAUAAAUGUUUUUUGAGCAGCAAAUCAGAAUAUUAGAAUGAUUUCUGAAGGAUCAUGUGAUUAUAGUAAUGAUGCUAAAAAUUCAGCUUAGAAAUCACAGGAAUGAAUUACAUUUUAAAAUAUAUUCAAAUAGAAAACUAUUAAAAAUAUUUGAAAAUUGUAUUGUUUUUGCUGUACUUUGGAUCAAAUAAAUGCAGGUUUGGUGAACAGAAGAGACUUCUUUAAAACACAUUAAAAAUUUUACAGUUCAAAAACUUUUGACUGGUAGUGUAUGUCACAAUAGAGGAGAAAAUUUUGGUGCAAUUUCUCUUUAAGGUCAAUUUUAUAGUUCAUUUCAUUGAUUAAGCAUUACUUUAGAAGGUGGUGCAGAAUCUUUGAAAGUGUAAUCAGAUCUCCCAAGAUGCAUACCAAGUCUUAAAACAAACCAUAAACGAGCACACUAACACUGUCACAGUGGCAACUUUCAGCCUGAUGUCAGUAGCCCGGAAUGAACUCCAGCACAGCCAACAACACUCCUGUCGUUUAGCAGUCUGUCUCUAUAUAACCGGACCGGUCUAAGCUUGAUGUGAUUUUGAGAGAGUCCACCAUACGACUUGUAAUCAGGACACAAAUCUGUAUGACCGAACAGUAUGCUUCAUUCAUGGGUUUUUGCACACGCUCAAUGGACCAGGCCUGGACUGCUCACAUCACAAGGUUAAUAAAAGCAAUAAUCUCUUCAGCAGAGUCUCUCAUGCCAAUCUUCAGGUGUGGCUCACUCCCAGCAGCCUCUGGAUCUCAUUCUCCAUAAACGGUUUCAUUUAUGGCUUAACUGUUUGAUUAGCGGCAAAGAUCUCAACUUAGACUUUGCUGAUCUUGUAGAAACACUGACAUGGAACUCGUUCAGCAAAGAGUAAACGGAACAAUGACACUUUGAGGUUAUUUUUUGCCAAAUAUAUGGGUUUGUUCUUCUUCAUGGUGCUUAAUCAGUUUAGGACCUCGUGUGGUCUUUCUAAUACAAGAGCCCUUGGUGGCAAGGUUUCAGAGUACAGCUGGCAGAUGGAGGGAAUGGGUGGCGGGAGAGUUGACGUCAACCGGAAUGACCCUGCGUUUGUUUUGUGGACAUUUGGUGCAAUUUCUAUGGAGAAUGGUUUGUCCAACCUGAUGGUUCUUCUCCAGACUUCCACAGAAGUGUCAGGUUCAAACUCAGCCAUUUUUAGCCACCGUCAGUAAGCCUUACGCCACGUGGGACCAAUGUUCCCUUGCAGAUUUCAUUCUCCUUUUAAGGUUAUGACAGUAAAACCAAGGUUCUUGGUAGAUUUUAGACACUGAACGAUUAUCUUAUAUAUUAAGUAUUAAAUAUAUUUAUAGAAUAGAAACCUCUAGAUUGGGUUUUAUCGGUUGAGUUGAGUGGCGAAAGAUAAAUAUGAAAUUUUAAAGAAAGCUAGUCAUUUGCAAUUUACUUGGUGGAACUGAUGCAUUUAGUGGCAUAAUGUUUGGUAGUUUUAAUGGCUAUCAAAAUCCUCGUGAUUUAUCAUUUUUAUCGAUCGGUGUUGUGUAUCUGUGUCAUUUAUUUGGACGAAGAGACUGUGAUCAUGUGCAACAGUAUUUUUGAUAGCUAUUAAAAAAAACAGUCAGUGGUCGCUAAAAGACGUAAAACCAUACCUGUGGCCCUUAUGCACACUUACUCUAAUAGUCGGAAAAGAAAAAAAAAGGUCUCAUUUGUGCAAAACCAGGAGAAUGAAACUGUAAAUCAGUUGAGAAAUCAUUCUUACGUAAUUGCAUUUAAUAAUUUCUAAAAACCAGUGACGGUUUACGCAAAAAUGGUUUUAGAAAAGAUUGUCUAUUCUUGCACAAACUGUCCCAUUGAAUAGAACAGUUCAUAAAACAGCUGUUACAUAAUUUUCACACUGAAUGGAAUGGUUUGUAAAACCGUUCUAAAUUGUUGCAUUGAAUUGGUUUAAAACCACUCACAUUGUUGAGUUGAAUCAUUUGUGUACAUUUGUGACAUUGUAUUAGAUGCAGCAGUUUACGUAAUAAUGGUUUUAUGAUGAUAUACACACAUUCGUUUUGCUGUGUUUCAUGAAAGAGGUCUUUUGUGUGCCAGAAUGAUCACAGGCAUACUGGAGCCAUUUGACCAUUACUUCAUUCUGAGGCAUCCUUGAGUAAGUGAGUCUCAAGAUUUGUUUGUAGUGACAAAACAUUGUUCAU